UCAUCUGGCAGGACAGCGGGCACUGAGCCAUCUAGCAGAACCGCGGGCACUGGGUCACCAAGCUUGACAGCGGGCACCGAGUCAUCUAGCAGAACCGCGGGCACCGGGUCACCAAGCUCGACAGCGGGCACCGAGUCAUCUGGCACGACAGAGGGCACCGAGAUCUGGUCAUCUGGCACGACAGCGGGCACCGAAUCAUCUGGCAAGACCAUGGGCACGAGUCAUCUGGCAAGACAGCGGGCACCAAGUCAUCUGGCACGACAGCUGGCUCCGAGUCAUCUGGCAAGACAGCGGGCACCGAGUCACCAGGCACGACAGCGGGCUCCGAGUUAUCUGGCAAGACAGCGGGCACCGGGUCAUCUGGCUUGACAGCGGGUACUGGGUCAUCUGGUUCGACAGCGGGCACUGGGUCAUCUGGAUCGACAGCGGG
Molecule: messenger RNA, 430 nt
Organism: Staurois parvus
Lineage: Eukaryota; Metazoa; Chordata; Amphibia; Anura; Ranidae
Source: the annotation of a GenBank genome assembly